CCCCGCCCCUCCCCUAGCCCUGCUCGGGCUUCCGGGCUCCCUGCUCGAUGACUGGCCGAAGCAGUGGACGGCUGGAAGCGAAUUGGCUGCCCUCAGCGGCGGGCUGAGCAACUGGGCUGACGAGAGCUGUUGGGCCAAGAUGGCGGCCGCCGAAGGAGCCGCGGGAGACGGUGAGCUGUGGCAGGCCUGGCUCCCUGACCAUGCCGUGUUCUUGCGGCUCCGGGAAGGACGGAAAAACCAGAGCCCAGCCGCAGCCGAGAAGCCGGCUUCUUUGCCUUCGCCGCCGCCCCUGCCGCCGCACUUGCUGACGAGAAACCUGGUCUUGGGCCUCGGCGGAGAGCUCUUCCUAUGGGACGGAGAAGGCAGCUCCUUCUUAGUCGUGCGCCUUCGGGACCCCAGCGGCGCCGGUGAGGAGUCCUCCCUCUCCCAGUACCAGAGAUUGCUUUGCAUAAAUCCACCCCUGUUUGAAAUCUAUCAAGUCUUGUUAAGUCCAGCACAACAUCAUGUAGCGCUUAUAGGAAUAAAAGGACUUAUGAUAUUAGAAUUACCUAAGAGGUGGGGGAAGAAUUCUGAAUUUGAAGGUGGAAAAUCAACAGUGAAUUGUAGCACCACUCCCGUUGCUGAGAGAUUUUUCACCAGUUCUACCUCUCUGACUCUAAAGCAUGCUGCCUGGUAUCCGAGUGAGAUGCUGGACCCCCACAUAGUGCUGUUAACAUCAGACAAUGUAAUAAGGAUUUACUCUCUACGUGAGCCCCAGACACCCACUAAGGUCAUUGUACUUUCAGAAGCAGAAGAGGAAAGUCUAAUACUCAAUAAAGGAAGGGCCUACACCGCAUCUCUAGGAGAGACAGCAGUUGCAUUUGACUUUGGGCCGUUGUCAGCAGUCCCGAAGAACAUAUUUGGACAAAAAGGCAAAGAUGAAGUAUUGGCUUACCCCCUGUACAUCUUGUAUGAGAAUGGGGAGACUUUCCUUACAUAUGUUAGUCUGUUGCACAGCCCUGGGAGUGUGGGAAAGCUGUUAGGCCCACUGCCCAUGCAUCCUGCAGCUGAAGAUAACUAUGGUUAUGAUGCGUGUGCUGUACUCUGCUUACCAUGUGUCCCCAACAUCUUAGUGAUUGCUACUGAAUCAGGAAUGCUGUAUCACUGUGUUGUGCUGGAAGGGGAAGAAGAAGACGACCAAACAUCAGAGAAGUCCUGGGAUUCCAGGGCAGACCUCAUUCCUUCUCUGUAUGUGUUUGAGUGUGUGGAGUUGGAGCUUGCCCUGAAACUGGCAUCUGGAGAGGACGAGCCCUUUGAUUCUGACUUUUCUUGUCCAAUCAAACUUCACAGAGAUCCCAAGUGUCCCUCAAGAUAUCACUGUACUCAUGAAGCUGGUGUACAUAGUGUUGGGCUAACUUGGAUUCAUAAACUUCACAGAUUUCUUGGAUCAGAUGAAGAAGAUAAGGACAGUUUACAGGAACUAGCUACAGAACAGAAAUGCUUUGUAGAACACAUUCUUUGUACGAAGCCCUUGCCAUGCAGGCAGCCAGCUCCGAUCCGAGGAUUUUGGAUUGUCCCUGACAUUCUGGGGCCUACGAUGAUCUGCAUCACCAGUAACUACGAAUGCCUCAUAAGGCCUUUACUAAGCACAGUCCAUCCAGUGUCUCCUCCCCUGCUUUGUACCCGAGAGGAUGUUGAAGUGGCAGAGUCUCCCCUCCGUAUUCUGGCUGAAACCCCGGAUUCCUUUGAAAAACAUAUUAGAAGCAUUCUGCAACGUAGUGUUGCAAAUCCAGCAUUUUUGAAAUCAUCUGAAAAAGAUACGGCUCCUCCUCCCGAAGAAUGCCUUCAGCUCAUCAGCAGAGCCACCCAGGUGUUCAGAGAACAGUACAUUCUUAAACAGGACCUGGCAAAGGAGGAGAUUCAGCGGAGGGUCAAAUUGUUAUGUGACCAAAAAAAGAAACAACUAGAAGAUCUCAAUUAUUGUCGAGAGGAGAGGAAAAGUCUGCGGGAAGUGGCCGAGCGCUUAGCUGACAAAUAUGAGGAAGCCAAGGAAAAACAAGAAGAUAUCAUGACCAGGAUGAAAAAAGUACUUCACAGUUUUCACUCUCAGCUCCCAGUUCUCUCUGACAGUGAGAGAGACAUGAAGAAAGAAUUACAGCUGAUACCUGAUCAACUUCGACAUUUGGGCAAUGCCAUCAAACAGGUUACUAUGAAAAAAGACUAUCAACAACGAAAGAUGGAAAAGGUACUAAGUCCUCAGAAGCCCACCAUUACUCUCAGCGCCUACCAGCGAAAAUGCAUUCAGUCCAUCCUGAAGGAGGAGGGUGAGCACAUAAGAGAAAUGGUGAAGCAAAUUAACGAUAUCCGAAAUCAUGUAAACUUCUGACACCACCAGGAACAGAUUCACACCUGAAAUUAACACAAGUGAAGGCUUAAACUCAUUGUAAAACGAACAGGUAGCAUUAUCUAAUUUAUAAAGAGGCAUUUUAAAGGAUGAACUUUGGUGUGGUUGUUCAUCACUUUUUAUACUUGUUUUAUAAUGACUGAAUAAAUGCUUUUAUUUAAAAAUUGGAAUGUGGUUUAUAUACAAGCUCAAGUAUAUGAUUGUAUUCAGCAAGGGCCUAGGAUUUAAAAGGAAAAAAAAAAGCGCCCAAGACUUUCAGCUGCACACUGCCAGACCUCCGUGAACCCUACUGAGUUUUCUUGAUAUUUGAACAAGAAUAAAAGCUGCAUUUUAACGUAGCAGCACCAGAAAUAUGACUCUGAAGAGGGACAGAACCCUAGAACUCAAAGGAAAAGGCCACACAGUAUACUAGACAGCAGCUUUUUUAAUUUGAACACUUUCUUCUUAAGGACACGCCUUCAGUACAGUUAACAAAUGGUUAUACCUGAAAUCUGCUCACAGCAGAACUCGGUAACCACAAUUGCAAGGCCACUGCUGGCUCACUUCCUCGACAGGCAGUAUUUCCUUUCAGAGCUGAGUUCGGCUGCGCUCUGUGUCCCAGUACAUGUCACUGAGUGGGUAUGAGGUGCACAUGUAGGAUCUCAAAUGGAGAAACAAAUAGCUUGGUAUACAGUAUAUGAUUUUGUCUUUUAGCAUUAGGUAAUAUUUUUAUACCUGCCAAUGAGUUCUGAAAGGUAAUACUGUACCUGCCUAGAAAUGGCUGAGUGACUGCCAAUUAAAAGCCACAUGGUAAGGUAGGUUACAGGUAAGAGGUAAAUCAGGUUAGACAUGCAUGAGAACACGUGUACACAGACUGAAUACAAGCACAGGAACACUCGUGAAACCCAGCUGACCUUUUCUUUUGUCUUGAAGGGCUAAAUACUACCUUCUAAAUCAGUUUCCCAUUUAUAAAGAAAACCCAGUUUAAAGAAGUGUUUCAUACCAGAAGUAGAGACUGUUAACAAAACCUAGUCUCAGUUUGGGUUUUUCUAGCAUAUUUUUCUCAAAAAACUGGGUUCCAACAAUUUGCAUCUGCCACUGUAGAGACUGCUAACAGUUUCCUAAUCAUGAAUUUUAUUGGCCCAGUACCAUCUUAUGGAGAAAAACAUCAGCAUCAGCAAGGUACCCCGUCUCAGCCAAGCAGUUCCCUGGGAGUUGUAGUUCAGUUCGUUCAGGAAGGUUAUGAAUUAUCCAUCAUCUUGAUUUAUGGUGCCAAUUUUAAUAAUCUGAAACAAAUUAGCUUGGAGUUUAUCCAAGGGACUAGUCUGACACUAAUAUAAUUUAAAGUGACUGCAUUUUUGGAAUUAAUAAAAUUCCCUGUAACUCAAUGAGGAUACAUGUUUCCUUUAAAGGAAACAGAGUAGUACUUUAUACAAAGGGACUUUAGACCAAUUAAAAUAAUGUUUCAUGCAUGCAAGCCUAUAGCACUAGUUCCAUAAUUAGUGUUUACUUCAAAAUUCAUAAUCAUGAAUGUAAGACUACAGCAAUAGCCCAAGGAAUGAGGUAUGUAGGCCUUACCUUGUCCUGUCCUAUGGAAGACAGAAAUAAAGAUCUUUAGGGCUAGUCCAUUAUGACGUCAUUUAUAACAAUUAAAGUUGUAGCUUUAUGUGAGCCAAACAAGCUACUCAAUCCACUUAAUUUCCAUAUGGUUCCUUCAAGUACUCUGCCGUUACACAACACCAAUCACAAAAAUUUGAAAACAACAGUUUUACUUUUGAACCAUCUGUAUGAUGAAUUAAACGGUGUAGUCUUCCACUGGCUAACAGUACUGCAGGUAAACAGUGAAUAUAAAUCCAUUCUGUGCUUUCUGCAACACUUCAUAAGGCUACGGCAAAGACAACCUGUUCAUUGAAACUUUAUCCACACAGGAAAGGAAUCUAAUCUCAUAGAAAUGACAAAGCAGAUUUCCAAACUGAUCAACUAACUGGGUUUUCCCCAACUUCACCAUAAGCAUUAUCACACUCCAGGUCUAAAAUAUAAAAGAAAAAUACAAAAUGGGUAUCUGCCAAACCUAGUUAUCACCAUUUUUGUAUUUGACACUUUUGAAACAAGUAUGUACUCAGGCCCACUGACUCGAGUUGAAAAUAAAAUAAGCAGCAGACUUAUAAAUUUAUACUAGAUGUUGUCAGACAUAGCUUGUUUUAUUAAUAUUUUUUCCACUGAUCCAGUAACUAAACUAAAACAGUUUUCAGGAGAGUAGAUGGUGCCAGUUCACCUUGACCCUGGUACCUGUGAGUCCACGAAACUUACCCAGGUAGCAGGAAAAGUGCUUCCAAACAGUUUCUUGUGCUUUUCCUUUAACCUCAACUUCCAAUAGCCCCAGCCAAGUUUGCAAGUCCUCAUAAUUAAUUCGGUUCCAAUUCCAUUGAAUUGGUUGUCUGCCACCGCCUUAUGGUUCUCAGGCAAGUUUCAGUAGCAUUUAAGGUCCUCCAAUGCAAGAUAAAAUGGUUAAAAAAAAAAAUACACUGAGCUAGGAAA
This is a messenger RNA of Globicephala melas (long-finned pilot whale), 4900 nucleotides long. It is a transcript of the gene NUP88, whose product is annotated as nucleoporin 88. The record is from RefSeq and is a predicted model, not a curated record. NCBI's taxonomy places the organism in Eukaryota, Metazoa, Chordata, Mammalia, Artiodactyla, Delphinidae. Gene Ontology annotation, molecular function: structural constituent of nuclear pore. Gene Ontology annotation, biological process: ribosomal large subunit export from nucleus; ribosomal small subunit export from nucleus; mRNA export from nucleus. Gene Ontology annotation, cellular component: nuclear pore.